Raphanus sativus (radish) is the source of this 949-nucleotide messenger RNA. RefSeq lists its product as uncharacterized. The coding region runs from base 43 to 738 and encodes 231 amino acids. Lineage: Eukaryota; Viridiplantae; Streptophyta; Magnoliopsida; Brassicales; Brassicaceae. The record is from RefSeq and is a predicted model, not a curated record. The transcript has a single exon.
GUAUAUUCUCUCUAUCUGUCUCUCUAUUCUCUAUACGAAGCAAUGAAGAAGCUUUACCGGAAAGGAACCGUGCACCCGUCCCCGCCGCAGAUAAAAUCAGACGACCAGCUUCUCCAUCUCCUUCCCGUUGCCAUCUUAUCACUAGCGGCGGUUCUUUCUCCGGAAGAUCGUGGAGUCCUGGCUUACCUCAUAUCAACCGCCUCUUACUCCAGCGACAGAAACUCUACCUCUCGCCUGAACAAGACCAAACUAGACAAACAGUCCCACUUCAACAACCACUCGCCUCUCUUCCAUUGCGACUGUUUCAGCUGUUACACGAGUUACUGGGUCAGCUGGGACUCUUCACCAAGUCGCCAGCUGAUUCAUGAGAUCAUUGACGCUUUCGAAGAUAGCUUGGAUAAGAAGAAGAAAGAAACAAAGAAUAAGAAGAACAUAAAUGGGAAGAAAGAUCGGAGAAAGCGUUCAGUGAAGUCUCCAGCUCUCGCUAGUUCUAGCUUCGGUACGAAUGAUAUUCCGAGUCAACUCAGUGAGCCGAUUGUGAGUUCGAGUCCUUGUCCGUGUUCAAGUUCGAGCGUGUUGGUUGAUGGUACUAGUGGUUGCAAAGGCAGUUUGGGGUCAACGGAGGAGUUCAGUGCCGGAGACGUUGGUGAAGAAGCGGUGGAGGAGGAGGAGGAGAAAGGGAACGUGAGUAGAUUUGUGAGUUUCAUUGGUGAGAAUGUUUUUGGUGUUUGGAGAUAACAAAACUUUGUCCCAAGCAUAUAACAAGUACCCACUUCUUCGUCCCGGACCAUCUCAAGAAAAACUAUAUCCGAAAUCCUUUUAAUCUGGCCUAGAAAAUGUCUGUAAAAAAUUACAAGAAAUAAAAAUGUGGAAAUGUUUUCUUAUUCACUUGGAUCUAUCUAGGGUAACAUGUUUGAUUGUCCGAAAGCUUUCUUAUAAGCAUUAGCUG